Molecule: messenger RNA, 2499 nt
Organism: Bubalus bubalis (water buffalo)
Lineage: Eukaryota; Metazoa; Chordata; Mammalia; Artiodactyla; Bovidae
Gene: VIPR2
Product: vasoactive intestinal peptide receptor 2
Biological process (GO): cell surface receptor signaling pathway; adenylate cyclase-modulating G protein-coupled receptor signaling pathway
Cellular component (GO): plasma membrane
Molecular function (GO): peptide hormone binding; G protein-coupled peptide receptor activity; vasoactive intestinal polypeptide receptor activity
Source: RefSeq, a predicted model, not a curated record
CGGGGCGGAGCCGGGGCGCCGGGCGCAACCUCGGCGGACCGCCGACCCAGAGACCUCUGCCCGGAGCCGCGCACCGACCUCGGAGCGGGGAGCCGACCCUGGGGCCGCGUCGCUGCGCACGGGCGGCCCGGCCCAUGUCCACGCCGCGGAGCCGGGAUGAGGGCGCCCGCGCUGCUGCCGCCCGCGCUGCUGACCUGCUGCGGCUGGCUGCUCGCCCCGGUGAGCAGUAUUCACCCAGAAUGCCGAUUUCAUCUGGAAAUUCAGGAGGAAGAAACGAGAUGUGCAGAGCUUCUAAGCACUCAAACAGAAAAACACAAAGCCUGCAGCGGCAUCUGGGACAACAUUACUUGCUGGCGCCCCGCAGAUGUUGGCGAGACCGUCACGGUGCCCUGUCCAAAACUGUUCAGCAAUUUUUACAGCAAACCAGGAAACAUAAGCAAGAACUGCACCAGUGACGGGUGGUCAGAGACAUUCCCGGAUUUCAUGGACGCGUGUGGCUUCAGCGACCCUGAGGAUGAGAGUAAGGAAGCUGCACUGCACCCGGAACUACAUCCACCUGAACCUGUUCCUGUCCUUCAUCCUGCGGGCCGUCUCGGUGCUGGUCAAGGACGACGUGCUGUACUCCAGCUCCGGGACGCUGCACUGCCCAGACUUGCCAUCCUCCUGGGUGGGCUGCAAGCUGAGCCUGGUCUUCUUCCAGUACUGCAUCAUGGCCAACUUCUACUGGCUGCUGGUGGAGGGGCUCUACCUCCACACCCUGCUCGUGGUCAUCUUCGCCCCCGGCCGGUGCUUCCGGGCCUACCUCCUGAUCGGAUGGGGCAUCCCCACCGUCUGCACGGGUGCGUGGACUGUGGCUCGGCUCUUGCUGGAGGACACGGGUUGCUGGGAUACCAAUGACCACAGUGUUCCUUGGUGGGUUAUACGAACACCAAUUUUAAUUUCUAUUAUAGUCAAUUUCAUCCUUUUUGUUAGUAUUAUACGAAUUUUACUGCAGAAGUUGACGUCCCCAGAUGUCGGCGGCAACGACCAGUCACAGUACAAGAGGCUGGCCAAGUCCACCCUGCUGCUCAUCCCACUGUUUGGAGUCCACUACAUGGUGUUCGCUGUCUUUCCCAUCCGCAUCUCCUCCAAAUACCAGAUUCUGUUCGAGUUGUGCCUCGGAUCCUUUCAGGGCCUGGUGGUGGCGGUUCUCUACUGCUUCCUCAACAGUGAGGUGCAGAGCGAGCUGAGACGCACGUGGCGCGGCCUGUGGCCCAGCCGGCCCUCCGCCCGGGACUACCGGCUGCACAGCUCGUCCAUCUCCAGGACCGGCUCCGACGGCGCCCUGCAGGGCCCCCGCAGCUCCCGGGCCCCGUCCCUGCUGCAGACGGAAACCUCGGUCAUCUAAGGGUGCAUCAGUGGGGGCCCAAGCAGACUCGGCGCUGACCCCCCAGAGCCGGGCCUAGCUCAACCCCUGGGGGACUGGGGGACCUCGAAACCACCCGGGACUUAAAGCUCACGAUUGUCAAACGCCAGCAGUCGGGCACUUUGUAUUUCACAUUGUUUGGCCAUGCAGACAGACCCAUUUUCAAAGAGACUAACAAAGACCACAGUGGUAGAACCCAGGACUUGGGUCCAGUGACUGUGGAAGAAGGAAGGGGUUUUCUAAUCUCAGCGCCAGUUCUCGGGGGGCACAGGCCUGAGCAGGGGCGCUGGCCCUCAGGGACAUGGUUACCCCGUCUCUGCAUGACCUGCACCACUGGUCUCCCACCCCUAAUCACAGGGGUGGUCCACCCCGCUGGGUGCAGGACACAUGGGCCUCCACCCACUCCAAGGGCUUCCAGGCAGCCUCCUGCAAGCCCAGCUGGGCCCCUUGCCUCCGCACCCCUGGGGCGCCCUGCAGCCCCACCCUGCUCACACCACAUUGGGGCUCUCGCCUCUCUGCUGCUGCGCUCAGUUCUCCAGCCGCUCUGUGACAUCAGGCCCCCCUUACCAAUGAGGCCAUGGAGCCUUUGUCUUGGGGCAUCACAGACGUGAGCAUGGGUGCCUGUCGUCAGGAUGGCCGGCGCUGGGCAGCUGGGCCGGGGCGCAGGGCUGGGCUGAAGAGUAGGCUGGACAGCCGGGGCAAGACUGGGAGGCUUGUCACCCAGCAGAGGCCCCCUGGGGGUGUGCCCGGCCCCCGGUGAGAGGAGCCUGGCCCAGAGCCUGGGGCAGCCGCGGGGGGCCCAGCAGCGGAGUUCCAGCUCAGACAGAGAGCAAGCCUCUCGGGGCCGCCGUAUGGCGGGGGUGCUGGAUGAGCACCCAGGGGUCUGUCAGCUGCUGGAGCCAAGGCCGCGAGCCUAGGACUGGUGGUCUGGCCCAAUGGGAGCAGAGGGGAGACUGCCUGUCACUCCCCAUUAGCAGGACAGAGGUGACCAAAGCGCCCAACGUGUCAUUGCAAAGUGCUGUAAACACGUGUGCCUGGAAUGCGCUCCAGCCACCGUGCGUGGCCACUUGAAUAAAACCCAUUUCGUGUCUGUU